Molecule: messenger RNA, 783 nt
Organism: Rotaria socialis
Lineage: Eukaryota; Metazoa; Rotifera; Eurotatoria; Philodinida; Philodinidae
Source: the annotation of a GenBank genome assembly
AUGGCGCAAUCUCGUCGUUCGCGUCUUGUGCGCAUGCCAAAACAAGAAGAAGAAAUUCACGUAAUCAGCAAUCCAUUAGAUAUGGAUGAACCGUCGUUGCCGAUGCUUCCACUAACUCGCCUUCAAAAGCAACGAGAAGUAUUAACAACGGAUGAUUAUCAAGCGCCGCUUACAUCAUUUUCUCUCCAGCCUCAUUCUCGAUGGUUAAUCGUUCGACGCAAUUUACAUCGUAUUCGUUUUAUGGGCUUUAAUAGUCGUGGACGACAAAGUCAACUACCGGAUUUUUACUUAGGUUUUCAAAUGACGCGCGAACUGAAACGUGCACAAGAUGAAAUUAAAAAUGUUGAUAAACAAAAAGAUUUUUAUGCUAUUAAACAAUUUACUUUAGCUGGCGAGCUUGGAACCAAGAAAGUAUUUAAUACAGGUCAUGUCACACCUGACGAUGCGCUGAUUUAUGAUCGACUUGGCGAAGAACCAUUAGCAUUGCAAAAUCUACUUUUUUAUUUUAGUAAACAAGAAGUUGAAUAUGGAACAGUUUUUUGGGACUUUCUAUCUGAAGUUAAUCAUGCCUUAAAUUUAAAACGUAAACGAUCUGCUCUCGUGCAACGAUUAAGACGAGUAGCAUUGUGGUUGGCUAUUAUUCUCUAUGUUUGUAUCGGACUUAUGUUUUGUUUAAUGAUUAUUAGUGUAAUAACCACAGCAACGAAAUUAAAUGAUCCGGAAGUUGAAUGGACCAAUGAAAGUCGUGAAAGAUAUGCUGUUAAUGUCUUAGCAUUUAGAUGA